Messenger RNA from Colletotrichum destructivum, 2877 nucleotides. Its product is annotated as Putative small GTP-binding protein. Gene Ontology annotation, molecular function: protein kinase binding; GTPase activity; GTP binding. Gene Ontology annotation, biological process: small GTPase-mediated signal transduction. The record is from RefSeq and is a predicted model, not a curated record. Bases 1113 to 1769 code for a protein of 218 amino acids. Lineage: Eukaryota; Fungi; Ascomycota; Sordariomycetes; Glomerellales; Glomerellaceae. The transcript is spliced from 5 exons. Gene Ontology annotation, cellular component: cytosol.
CAUUGUAUUCUCUGCCCCCCUGCGACCACGUAGCCAUAGUCCUACGCACACAGGUAGGGGCUGUACAUGGUAAGUAUAUACUCAGUACAUGGUCUGUAGCACCGCUACAAGUGUAGAACUUCCGUCUCGGGACCAAGUCCUGGACCGACCUGAUCCAGGCUUCCUCCUAUUCUUCGGCCUCUUCUAUUUCAUAAACGGCCAGCUCCAGCUCCGACUCGCGACAGCUCUUUUACCCAUGUAGCUUUUUCAUUUCUUCUUCAUCACAGCUAUUUGGGGGGGUUUUUUUUUUCUUAAACUCCCAGCUCCUCCCCAGGUCUGGUUUCGCUGGGGUGCUUUUGUCCCUUUCUUCAUGCACCAUCAGCUCCUACCCCCUGAUCUACCACCCACUACCACCUAAGCAGGUAGGUAGGUACACUUAAACAGUGACCUCAACUGCCUACCUCACUCACUGCCUUGACCGUUCGUUACUAGCGCCUGUGUCCCCCGAAGAAAAAUCAUUACAAGGGCGCUAUCCCCCCCCCCCAGUCUCUUUUACUUUUUAUAAUUAUUUGUAUUUUCCCUCCCGAUCCCUCCCCUUGGGACUAGUAGAUCUAUCCUCUCUGGGCCAUCCGUCUUCUCGCAUCUUUGCAAUCUCACCAUCCCACUCCUCUCCGCUUCUCUCGUCUUGUUCUCACCCCGACUUAUCCGCCACUCUUCUCUUCGACAACCCACUCAAGAAGAAUUAAUUCCUCACAUACGCACACACACACAGACACACAUUAACCCAUUCAUCGGACUCUAGCGCUCUUCACAGCUAGCUUCUAUAACCUAUCCGUCCGCCGACGCAGCUCCCGCCGCCCACCCAUCCGAUACGAUUUUACGACAGCACCGCGUACGAUCCGAACCCACCGAUCGCACCGUUCACUGCGCUCCCUGGUUGCCUUCCUGUGCGUUCCCAACGCCUCCUUCCUCUAUUUCGAUCCCCGAUCCCUCUUCGAUCCUCACUCGGCUACACCAUCGGCUCGCGGCUCGACAUACACAUCCGUCGCCGACGGUCCGUCUAAGCUCCCAAUUGACCACCCGUCGACGUUUCUCCCCCACAUCACCUCCGUCCGGUGUAGACCAUCACAGUCAUGGCAGCAGCAAAUAACGCCCAGAACGUCAUCCGCAGGAAGCUCGUCAUCAUUGGCGAUGGUGCCUGCGGAAAGACGAGUCUGCUGAGCGUCUUCACUCUCGGUUACUUCCCCACGUACUCGACGCAGCCCGUCAACCCCGAGCCCCGAUCCCUGACGAGACAUGACUUACAGAUCCCCACCGUUUUCGAAAACUAUGUUACCGACUGCAGAGUAGAUGGCAAGUCGGUUCAGCUGGCGCUAUGGGAUACCGCCGGACAAGAGGACUACGAGCGGUUACGUCCCCUGGCAUACUCCAAAGCGCACGUCAUCCUCAUCGGCUUCUCCGUCGACACCCCCGACUCCCUCGACAACGUCAAGCACAAGUGGGUUGAGGAGGUCACGCGUCUUUGCCCCGGCGUCCCUAUCAUUCUCGUUGGAUUGAAGAAAGAUCUCCGUGAAGACCCCGUCGCCAUCGAGGAGAUGCGCAAGAAGUCGUUGCGUUUUGUCACCCACCAGGAGGGUGACGCCGCAUCCAAGGAGAUUGGCGCGCGGAAAUACCUUGAGUGUUCCAGUCUCAGCGGCGAGGGAGUUGACGAUGUCUUCGAGGCCGCCACGCGCGCAGCCCUGUUGACCUUUGAGAAGGGCGAGGGCGGCGGCUGCUGCGUCAUUCUGUGAGCGACGCAGCCCCCCUCACCCCUCUUGCUCUUUAUUUUCCCUUUCGAUCGACUACCAGUGCGGGCACGACACAGCGAAUCAGACGGGAACUCGACAAGGUUCUCUGCAGAGGAGAGACGGCGGCAGUGUUGGACCACGAGUCACCGAAAUGCAGACCCAGCGCCAAUGGGAUAUGCGCCUAUUCAAGUCGACGACGGCGGGAUGAACGGGCCGUCUGCCGCGAGUAGGCCACAGCCCUGGAGGCCCCCCCACCCCCCUCCCCCAACGCCGAAGCCGCGCAGAAGGCCGGGAGCGAACCCGGAUGGUCAACGCUCCCCGAAAGCUACCUCCGAGGCGCUCCCCCGUCUUACACGUAUCGCGAAUCACCCGAGUCAUCUUUAAUGCUCUCUUUAACCGCCCCUCCUCCUCCUUUUCCAGCUUAGCGGCGCUACAGCGAGCAGGCACAGCGUGAUAUCUCAGCGACGACCGACGUCUUUUUUGCGAGAAUAAGGGGCAUUGCUCUGUUUUUCUUUGCCCUUAUUCAUCUCUGUGUGUAUUAAUAGGAUAGCGUAACAUAGAACGACCCAAAAGUUUCAAGUUCAGGAAAGCUUUGAUUUUUGGGGGAGUUUUUUUUAGUAUUUCUGCUGCUUUGAAGUCUUGGUCUUUCUAUUUUGCGCUGGGGGGACCAUGUUGCGUUUUCUCCCCCCCUUGAACUGGAGGGCAGAGAGAGUGUGUGAAAGAGAGAGAGAAUGGAAGAUGGAAGUCACUUAAACGCAACCUACGUUGUAAGAGGAAAGAAAACAAGUGUCCUAAUGCUUCAAACUCGAAUUAUUGACUUCCCUUUCCCUCUCCCCUUCGUUGUAUGUCCAUUGAUCAGGCCAAUCCUACAGUAUUUACUACAUGGGGAGUGACGCAACCACUCUGUGGUGGUGGUGGUGGUGGUGGUGGUGGUGGUGGUAAUAGUACAUGGGGAGACGCGCAAGUCUCUCUCUCCCACUCUCUCCCACUCUCUUUGUCGUUCAGUCUCAACUUGUCCAGGAGCUCUCGUCGCCGCCUCCUUUUUUUGAUUUUGUACAUAUCCAAACCUCCCUUGGCAUCUCCGAAUCUCUCUGUGCUUCUCGGCCGGCCU